AUGUUUUGUGAUACGACCCCCCAAGCCACCAGCCCCUCUUGUUGCCUCUGUGCCUAUCCCAGUCACCCUCUACCUGUGGUCACUCCCAGUUCAUGGAGCUUUAACUAUGGCCACGGCACGUCUCCUCCACCUGCGCACCUCUGCUGGCCCUCCACAAAGAGAGAGUUUCACCAGAGCAGACCCUCUUGGCGCACCAGCCCACCUCAUGGCUGCCCUGGGCAGCAGAGCCCUCCAGGUUCACCGCUUCCUGGCUCCCAUCGUUUUCUCCCCGUCACAGUCUCAGGCAGCUACCUCCUCAGUCCCGGCACUUUGCUGCAGCAGGCCCCCAUCAAUGAACGGAUCAACCCAACCAAAGCUGCCCCUCGAAAUGACGUCCCGACAUCUGGACAGUAA
Knipowitschia caucasica is the source of this 393-nucleotide messenger RNA. The record is from the annotation of a GenBank genome assembly. Lineage: Eukaryota; Metazoa; Chordata; Actinopteri; Gobiiformes; Gobiidae.